UGAGUUAUGUCCUCGAUUCUGUAAAGCUCGUCAUUCACCUGGGAGACAAGCAACAUAGGAGGCUCCCCCCUACAGACCGUCCAACAUUGGCUGGGGGGAGAUAAUCCAAGGGACAAGGCUGGACAUAAGGUGACGAUGGCCCUUGUCUGGAAACUUCUGCUGCUCUGGGUCAACUUUGCACAAGUGGCCCCCCUGAAGUGUUUACAAUGUGUUGGAACCAGCUCGUCCUGCCGUAUGGUUGCAAGAAAAUGCCCAGCUUACGAGACCACCUGUAUCUCCCUUGCCUACCAGACACAAGAUAGCAGCAAUACAGUCAUGAAAGGGUGCUCUACGACACAGUUGUGCAACCAAUCCUCCAUCAUUGAUACAGGAACCACAUCGAUCUACAUGACAGCAAGCUGCUGUGAGACUGACUACUGCAACAUCAACCGAUUCUCAGCCUCCAAGGUGUAUUCAAACCGCUUGCAAUGUAAUGUUUGUAAUAACUCCAUCACUACCUCCACCACCAUCACCUGCCCCAAUAGGCAGUCCUUGUUUUGUGACGAAGUAAAUAACAACUGUGUGGAUGUCAUCACAAUGGAAACUAACGGGUCCACUCAAAUACAAAAAUACACCAAAGGCUGUGGUUCAGGAAAUAUAGGAGAUGUGUGCACAAAUCUGUUUGCCUACAGCACGGGGACUUAUCAGCGAUACACCUAUUUAUCAUGCUGUACGGGCAACCUCUGUAACAGUGGUCAAAAAGCUAUUCCCAUGUUAACUAAUGACAAUGGAAUUAAGUGCUAUGGCUGUAAGGACAAUGGGAACAACGAAUGCGCAAAGGAAAAUCAGAAGCCGGUGACUUGCAGAGGCACGCUUCUCCGAUGCAUGGAGGUCUUCGAUGAUCAACGGCGGACUAUUAUGAAAGGAUGCUGUACAGUAGCUUUCUGCUCUUCCACUGACCUGGCACAGCCCACUGACCCGUCACCGCAACAAACCAAAAUAUCGGAAAUCAUGUGCUGCGCGGGAAGUUUUUGUAACGACUUCAGCAGAAAUAAAUCCAGUGAUGUCAUCACCCCUAGCAGCACUGCCUAUAGAAAUACAGACUACAGUAUUCUAGCUGUCUUUAUAUGCGUAAUAUCUGCUUUUAUAGGACACUAGCAUUGCUUGCUACCAUGCGCUUGUACAAAAAGACUUUAUUAUUUAUAUUGCUGGAUGCUGCAGGCAAGCUGGACAUAGACACAAAAAGGCUUCUUGCGAUGGGCUUGUGAUGGGCCCCUUCCUCUUAAACGCAGCACCAGUGUUGUUUUCACCAGGAUGCCAGGUGCAUCAGAACCCCGAGAACUGCCUAAUUUAAGUAGACUGCUAGAACCUUCUCCUCAAAGUCUGUAUCUAAGAGAUGGAUUUCCAUGUAUACAGCCAGCAGUCACUGCUGUCCGAAGAAUGGAAACUGAAGUGGCGCACCACUUCUACGAGGUCCAGAAACAACUUUAUUCCAAUAAAAGAAAAUCUACAGUAGCCAACAUUCAGUGGUGGACAAGCUCAACGACAUGGCCAAUGUGCAAGUGGGAGCCCAAGUACAAAAACAUAUUCACGGUGUAUAGGUAGCUUCCUACCUGCCCAUGACCAGUGUCCUGGUCUGAUAGUAGAGGAGGUUCCAGCCAUGCCUCUAUGUAGGAUAUAUGGGCCCCUAAGGAUACCUAUCCGGAAUGAAGAGACCCUUCCAAUGGGCAAGUAAAAUCACAUCUUCCAUUCAUCUGUGGCUCUUCUAAGUGCUGCUCCAUGGCGGUUAAAUGUAAGGCUAAAUAUAGGCUCCAAUUAUAUGAAGCUUGACUACAGAAUUAAAUAUUAUAUCUGGUUACUACAAAUUCUGGAAUAUCUAUCAGGAUCUACUGCCUCCGACUGGGAAACAGACCAGCAAGCAUGGAGUAUGGAUUGAGUAUGGCAUGAUUAGCUAGUAUGACUAGCUGGCUUCUUAAACCAGACAGUUCAAAAGUCCAAUGAUGAAAUGCAAAUGGCUGUAACCCAUAAAACCAAAUGAGAUUUCAGUAUGCAUCAUUAAGUUCGCUGUGAGAUAACCCAGUUCCAUUGUUUUUGCUAAAUAUUUAUUUUCAUUGCCUUAUAAGCCCAAGCUGUCAUUGAGUUAAAGUAAACCUUUGCCAUGGACAGGGUUUUUGUUUCUCAAACAAUAGGUGCUGGAACUCAACCACGACACGCCCA
Messenger RNA from Rana temporaria (common frog), 2196 nucleotides. RefSeq names its product urokinase plasminogen activator surface receptor-like. The coding region runs from base 136 to 1137 and encodes 333 amino acids. Gene Ontology annotation, cellular component: plasma membrane. NCBI's taxonomy places the organism in Eukaryota, Metazoa, Chordata, Amphibia, Anura, Ranidae. The record is from RefSeq and is a predicted model, not a curated record. The transcript has 7 exons.